CUCAGUACUGCUUCCUGGCUUUAACCACAUGCUGAGAGCAGAAGAAGUGUCACACAUGAACCGGCGGACGACUUUGAUACCUGCCUCGACUCCAUUGUGGAUAUUUAUUGGUCUCUUGCUCUAAGUAAUAGGCUUUUAGUGUUGAAUGAAGUAGGCGCCCAGGAGGGUAACCCCCCCAACCCCGCCCCCCAUUCCAUCUCUUGUGUGUGGGAAGAAGAGGAGCAGGAUGAUUGCAGCCCAGCUACUAGCCUACUUCUUCACUGAACUCAAGGAUGACCAGGUUAAAAAGAUCGACAAGUACUUGUACUCCAUGCGCUUCUCCGAUGAGACGCUACUGGACAUCACGCAGCGCUUCCGCAGGGAGCUGGUCAAAGGAUUGCGCCGCGACACCUGCAGCACGUCAUCUCUAAAGAUGCUGCCGACAUUUGUCCGCUCCAUCCCCGACGGCUCAGAGAAAGGCGACUUCAUUGCUUUGGAUUUGGGAGGAAGUGCCUUCAGGAUCCUUCGCGUCAAAGUCAGUCACGAGAAGAAGCAGACUGUUCAGAUGGAGAGCCAGAUCUAUGACACACCAGAGGACAUCAUGCAUGGGAGCGGAGCAAGAUUAUUCGACCAUGUGGCAGAGUGUCUGGGUGACUUCAUGGAAAAACAAAAGAUUAAAGACAAGAAGCUGCCAGUUGGGUUCACCUUCUCCUUCCCUUGCCAGCAAACCAAACUGGACGAGAGCACUCUGUUAACGUGGACGAAGCGCUUCAAGGCGAGCGGAGUGGAGGGCAUGGAUGUCGUCAAGCUGCUCAACAAAGCCAUCAAACAACGAGGAGACUAUGAAGCUGACAUCAUGGCUGUGGUGAACGAUACCGUCGGAACCAUGAUGACGUGUGGCUUCGACGACCAACGCUGUGAAGUCGGAAUCAUCAUCGGAACUGGCACCAAUGCGUGCUACAUGGAGGAGCUUCGUCACAUCGACCUGGUGGAGGGCGACGAAGGCAGGAUGUGUGUGAACACUGAGUGGGGCGCAUUUGGAGACGACGGCUGGCUGGAGAACAUCCGGACGGAGUUUGACCGAGAGAUUGACCGAGGUUCUCUCAACCCCGGCAAACAGCUGUUUGAGAAGAUGGUUAGCGGAAUGUACAUGGGCGAGCUGGUCCGUCUCAUUCUGGUCAAGAUGGCCAGAGAGGGUCUGCUGUUUGAGGGAAGGAUCACUGCUGAGCUUCUUACUAAAGGGAAGAUUGAAACCAAGCACGUUUCUGCCAUUGAGAAGAGUAAGGAGGGAUUAACCAAGGCCAAAGAGAUUUUAACCAGACUUGGCGUAGAGCCCUCAGAUGACGACUGCUUCGCCGUUCAACAUGUUUGUACCAUUGUGUCUUUCCGCUCUGCCAACCUGAUAGCAGCGGUGUUAGCGGGCAUCCUCAAGAGACUCAAGGAGAACAAAGGUGUGGCCCGACUGCGCACCACUGUUGGCAUCGACGGAUCUCUCUACAAGAUGCACCCACAGUAUGCCCGUCGUCUUCAUAAGACAGUCCGUCGGCUAGUCCCGGACUCUGAUGUGCGCUUCCUUCUGUCAGAGAGCGGCAGUGGAAAAGGAGCCGCCAUGGUGACGGCCGUGGCCUACAGACUCGCCGAGCAGUCGCGGCAAAUUGCACAAACUCUGGCGGAGUUCCGCCUCAUGACUGAUCAGCUGCUGGAGGUAAAGAGACGAAUGAGGACUGAGAUCCAAAAUGGCCUUUCGAAGGCCACGCAGGAGUCCGCCACAGUCAAAAUGUUGCCAACUUUUGUGUGCAGCACUCCUGAUGGCUCAGAAAAUGGCGAUUUCCUGGCUUUGGAUUUAGGGGGAACCAACUUUAGAGUUCUGAUGGUCAAAAUUCGCUCUGGGAAGAAGAGAACAGUGGAGAUGCACAACAAGAUCUAUGCCAUUCCCCUCGAAGUGAUGCAGGGAACAGGAGAGGAGCUGUUUGAUCACAUUGUGCAUUGUAUAAGUGACUUCCUGGACUACAUGGGAAUGAAGAACGCUCGUCUUCCUCUGGGCUUCACCUUCUCGUUCCCCUGCCUUCAGACCAGCCUGGAUGCUGGCAUCCUGGUGACGUGGACCAAAGGGUUUAAAGCGACAGACUGUGAAGGAGAAGAUGUGGUGGGACUUUUGAGAGAGGCCAUUAAAAGGCGAGAGGAGUUUGAUCUGGAUGUCGUGGCUAUAGUCAAUGACACAGUGGGCACAAUGAUGACCUGCGCGUACGAGGAGCCCACAUGUGAGAUUGGGCUCAUUGCUGGCACCGGCAGUAAUGCGUGUUACAUGGAGGAGAUGAAGAACAUUGAGAUGAUAGAUUCUGACAAAGGACGAAUGUGCGUCAACAUGGAGUGGGGGGCCUUUGGCGAUAAUGGAUGCCUAGACGACAUCAGAACGGAAUACGACCACGCUGUAGAUGACUUCUCUCUCAAUCCAGGAAAACAGAGAUAUGAGAAAAUGUGCAGCGGCAUGUACCUCGGCGAAAUAGUGCGGAACAUCCUAAUAGAUUUGACCAAGAGGGGCUACCUCUUCAGAGGGCAGAUUUCAGAGACGCUGAAAACCAGAGGCAUCUUUGAAACAAAGUUCCUCUCUCAGAUUGAGAGUGACAGAUUGGCAUUACUUCAAGUGAGGUCCAUCUUGCAACACUUAGGGCUGGACAGCACUUGUGAUGACAGUAUCAUUGUCAAAGAGGUAUGUGGAGCAGUGUCACGUCGAGCCGCUCAGCUCUGUGGGGCAGGAAUGGCGGCAGUGGUUGAUAAGAUCAGAGAAAACCGUGGAUUGGACUAUUUUAACAUCACCGUAGGGGUGGAUGGCACGCUCUACAAACUACAUCCACACUUCUCUCGGAUCAUGCACCACACUGUCAAGGAACUGUCCCCUCACUGCAAUGUCAACUUCCUGCUGUCGGAGGACGGCAGUGGCAAAGGGGCAGCGCUCAUCACAGCCGUGGGCGCCCGGUUGAGACAAGAGAUCAACACCUAAUAACUGUCGCAGUCUUCUUCUCUUGACUUCUAACGGGCCCCUCCAGUGUUCUGCCCACUCCUCUGUCCCACACUCCAGGAGCGGCUUUAUUGUUUCCAUAUUGAAGAACGAUAACUAGCACAAUCACCAAAAACAAGUAUAACAUUAUAAAUGGUCAUAACUCAUGCUUUAACUAUAAUAAUAACACACUCCUGCAUGCAACGUUGCUCUGUUGUGUGUAAUGUUGCCACCCUCAGGAUUUUCCUAGUGACUGCAGGGUGUCUACAGGAAUAUACAAUGUCUCACUGCAGUUGCAAAGGUGCAUCAAUGUUCCUCCAUGAUGAUUAGUAGCUACAGGGUCCUUAAAAUAUAUUUUGUACCAAAGUCAGCAGAAUGCAUCUGAAAAAAGGAAACACGAUAUGUGAAAUGGAAUUCUGUUGUCGUUGCUUUAAAGCUUUUAAGAUGUUAUUCCAGUAUAAAAUAUAUUUCACAUGUAGCGUUGUUAUUUAUUUUAUUUUUCUAUCCAGAGAUGAUUAAACGCUACAAUAAUGAUGCAAACACACAGAAAAAGAUGUUGUUUAUAAUCAGCUCAGUCCUGUAAACAUGAACAUGGAACAAACAUCUAAUCUCUGCUAGAGAAACAUGCUGACUAAAUGUGCUUGUGCUCCUAUUCUAUUCUAUUCUCUUCUAUUCUCUUGUACUCUACUGUAAAAUAUGUCCAAAGAAUACUUGUAUUUUGCGAAGUAUUUGGACCAAUCCAGGUAUGCUACUGCCUACGCUGCGUGAAUCCAUCAGUUAACAACAGCAAUGAAAGUGCGUGAAGCGCUAUCAUGCGUGUCAGUUGGAGCACCACUGGCCCAAAUCUGUGGAAGAAUAUUACACUUGCUGAAACUUUAAUCAAUUUGACUCACUCUGCUGAGGAGGCUUUUAAAUGUUCUCUCUUCCUGUAUGAUAAAUGCUCCUUAAAACUCAGGAUGAAGGUAUCUAAAGUAACAUCAUUCAAUUAUUUUUUUUAUUUUUAGGUGUACCAAAAAGCAAAUAGUCAUGCAUGAGUAGGAAAUCCUUUCCAAGUUGACUCCUGGCGUCCUUCAGGGCUCCAUCUUAGGUACACAGCCAUAUGGGGUUUAAAAUGUUAUGAUGUUGGCAAAUCCGGUUGCACUCUGACACUCUAUUGUCUCAAUAAGAACAGUUCUUGAACAUUCUUGCAUCCCAUAUGGUGUUUUGGGAGAACAUGUACAGUAUUACAAAUGUAAAAAUUAAUGUACCUUUGACAUAGGAGACUUACUGACAUCCCUGCAAUGUACAAGCUUUUAGAGUAGACAACGCUGAUUAGUGUUAAUAGUACAUAAGUUAGAAAUCUGGUUUAUGUGGGCAAGAGAAUCUCAAAUACCAAUAAGAACUCUAAUGAAUGGCAGAGGAAACACUGUUUUUUGCCUAAAUAAAUCACUCCAUUAUAACUGUCAGUAUCUAUCGCAUAAACACUUGAAUUGCUUUGCUCUCUGUGUCCAACACUGUCAAUCCUUCACUAAAUAAAAUCAAACCGAUGUCAGAAUGA
Messenger RNA from Phycodurus eques (leafy seadragon), 4514 nucleotides. RefSeq names its product hexokinase 1 (gene hk1). Gene Ontology annotation, biological process: glucose 6-phosphate metabolic process; glycolytic process; intracellular glucose homeostasis. Lineage: Eukaryota; Metazoa; Chordata; Actinopteri; Syngnathiformes; Syngnathidae. The coding region runs from base 227 to 2980 and encodes 917 amino acids. Gene Ontology annotation, molecular function: D-glucose binding; glucokinase activity; mannokinase activity. Gene Ontology annotation, cellular component: cytosol; mitochondrion. The transcript is spliced from 21 exons. The record is from RefSeq and is a predicted model, not a curated record.